Tripterygium wilfordii is the source of this 4615-nucleotide messenger RNA. RefSeq lists its product as uncharacterized. The coding region runs from base 118 to 4155 and encodes 1345 amino acids. Lineage: Eukaryota; Viridiplantae; Streptophyta; Magnoliopsida; Celastrales; Celastraceae. The transcript is spliced from 16 exons. The record is from RefSeq and is a predicted model, not a curated record.
CAAGCCAAAGACAACUUGCUUUCUCACCCACACUGAAAAGAACAUGAAUUUUAAACCCUAAUUUCAAAAUCCCUCUCUACCGUUCUGCAAAUUCCUGCAGAAAAUAUUCUCGCCAGAAUGUCAUCGAAUGCUCCAGUGGAAGACCCCUCCGUCACCGAGACCGAUGAGGAGACAGUCGCGCUCCGUAAGAAGCGGCUGCGGCGCGUGAGCUUCGCAGACCGCGAGAUCACGUCGGUUCAUAUCUUCAACCGCGACGAGGACUACGAGUCUCCCCCGGACUUCGAGAAGAACAAUGCCACGCCAGAGAACGAAGUCGUGGGGCUUUUCAAAGACCUGGCGGAUAGCGAUGACUUCAGGGAGCUGUCGCCGAAUGGUCAGAGUGAAGAUGAUGAGGUUGCAGUGGAGAGGAAUUCGUUCUUGCGGCCCAUCGGGUCCCCAUCUCCUGGUGGGAGUAGUAUCGUUGGCUCUGCUACUUCUAAUGACGAGGAAAACUUUUUUGGCCCUGUAUCAGCAAGUUUUAUUAGACCUGGAAGGUUAUCUGGUUCAGCUGCAUCUGAUGAAAACCAUGAUAUUACGAUGGAUUCAACUGCAUUUUCAAUGCAUUUCCGAAGCCUUGCAAAAUCAGAUUCGGGAGGAGACAUUAAGACUCCAACAGGAGUUCGUCUCGCCUUCGAGGACAAAACACCUGCCCAGACUACCACCCCUUCUGAUCCAGGAAGUUCAAUGGUGAUAACAAAAUAUAAGAAGCCAGUUGCCCAAUCUUCUUCUUCUUUAGAUAGAGUUAGUGGUCGUAGUGAUUCCUUUGACAUGAGUCUUGUUGAAAAAAUUCCAAAUAAAUACGAUUAUGGAAAAUUAUCUCCUAAACUACAAGCUAUUUUAGCUGAGGGUAUCGAGGAUUUGCAUGUUUUCUCACUUUCUGAUUAUACCAAAGCAAAGUCACCAAAGGGGAGUUUAGUUCCCAGCCUUGAUGAUAAUGGGGUUGCCAGCAUGGGUCAAAAGGAUGACAUUGCUGUUUCUCAUAGUAUGUCUGCUGAAGAAGCUCUUCAACCGGGUGAGGUGAAUGGCAGUUCUGUAGCCACUACUGUUGGUGAAAUCACUCAUGAUUACUCGCUUAUUACAAAUGAUGAUCCAACUGCUGAUGCCUCCAUUGAUCACCAAAUCAGAACUCCAGAUCAGCAUAGCAAUCAGGUGAACAAGGAGCGUAAAACUGCGGUCAGAACAAGUGUUCUGAAUGAUGAGUUCUCUGCUAUGAAUAAAAGCACCCCACCACCAAGAUCAAUUAAAUUUUCGCAGUUAGAUUUGUCUCUGCAGCAUGAAUCUGGACAUCGUUCUUCUAAUGGUGAUCAAAUGAAAGAAACUUAUUCUAGUAAAAUACAUAAUUCUGCUGAACAACACGAAUCUCCGGAUGCAGGGUCUAUAUACUCACUAUCUGCUAAACGACGUCAUAUAUUCCAGGAUGUCGCUAAUUCAUCUCAAUAUUCAUCAUUUGUGACUGCUUCCCCUAAACAAACCACUCCCAUUUUAGGUAAGGAAAUGAUAAAAGGUCCUGUUCAAGUGUUCUCUAUUCCUCGAAUUUCACGAGCUAUUGAGCCUUCUCCUUGCUCUGCCCUGAAGGAUGGAAUGAGAAGACUAAAACUCCGAUCACCACUGCCCUUUUCUUCGGAAACUUCUCCUAUGAAUACUCCUAAUCACAAUAACAAUAAGUUUCUCCAGAGUAGAGGUGUGGACUGCCCAGACAUUGACCCUGAGAAGCAGUUCAGUUUUGAUCUGAAGAGCAGCGAACAAGAAACUGUGAUUUGCAUAAACAGUGAUGGUAUUGGGCACCUGAACAAUGGGAUGAGCCAAAAUAAAGAGACCAAAGGCCAUGCAGAAGAUGGGGACUCUCCAAAUCUUGUGACAAUGACAGCUGUGACUUCACCCUUGUUUUCUGCUUUGUCACAGAAUGAGAUACAGGAUGUCUUGACGUCUCGGAAGCCCAGUGAAGGGACAUUGGAUUGUAGAUCUGAUUCCUCAUCAAUGAAGUUGGCUAUAAGUAAUGAAGAUGACGAGGAUGUGAUUGAUCCACCCAAGUUUGCUUCCCCUUUAAUUAAAAGGCCGGACCAGAAGUUAUCAUCAUCAGUAGAAUACCAAAGCAGUAUUUCUAGUGAUUUCGAUCAACAUUAUAAAUCUGUUAGCAUUAGCCCAGGACAAGAUGGUAAUACUGUUAAAAAUGCAAAUCCUGGUAGCCCUUCCGCAGAAAUAACUGACAGGUUAGGAUCAUUUGUUGAAGGGAAAGCACAAUCAAGCUCAUCUCUUCUUGACAGGCAAAGUUCUUUUUCUGGUCUUCAAAAUGUAUCUAAAAUAUUUAGGAGCUUCCAAAGUCCUUCAAGAGAUAAGGUCACUGCAAAUUUCAACCAAGGCGAGUUCAGGGAAGGACUUCCUGAGAAGGGAAUUGAAACUCCUUAUGAUGGGUCAACAUCUAUGUAUGGCCCUAAGAGAACUACGAAAGAGCCAUUAUCUGAGAAGAGCCCUUCCUGGAAAGAGCUGACCGAAAGUCUCACUAGGAAGGACUUAACUGACUCAACUCGGAGCCUUGGUAUGAAGGACCCUCACAGUGCAUACCGCAAUUACAAUUUCCAAUCCUUUAUUGGAAAAGACAUAUCAUCUGAAUCCAAUUUUAUUCAGCAUGCUCCUAGUGACAGUCAGUCGAAACUUGAUUUAUCACGGAGGUUGUUUUCUAAGAAAGACGUUGAGAGCUCUUCUGGAUGGAAAAGAAAAAAUAUGGAUCCUGUUCAUGGGGAUGGAGAUAAUGAUGAUAACUCAAGGGCUAAGAGGAAUCCAAAGAUUUGCAAACGUGGGGGUUCUGAUUCGGAGUUCAUGAUAAUGCAGUCAGAUGAAAAUGACAAUAGAACUGAGAAGAUUGUAGUUGAUAUAACAUUGAAGCAUUGGACUAAUGUUUCAUCUAAAUUUUCAGCAGAUACUAAAGAGUUGCUUUCUCCGUUGACUGAUAAACUAAAUAUAAGAGCAAUUGACAGGCUGGAAGAUAUUGUGGUUCACCUUCAGAAAGUCAAGAUAUGGGACUUGCUUUGCUCAGAAAUUCGGUCUCAGAAAAUAAAUAAUCAGUCUAGUAAUGCUUGGAAUAAAAGAGUAUCUGAAACAAGAGUGCUGCUUUAUAAAAUUGCGUAUGAAAAGGCAAAAUUGAAGUUAUUAUACAUCAAGUAUGAUAAAGUUCUGAAAAGAAUGCAACAGUUGGACUCUGCAGUUCAGGAGUCUCGGAGCUUGCGGUCAAUUUGCACUCAGCAUCGGUCUUUGACAAGUGAAAGAAACACACAAAUUUAUGCUGUUCAAAUUCCAAGCAUGAUCCUAAGUGACAAGGUGGCCAUCAUGCGGCAUGAUGUUGAAGCGUUAGAUAAGAAAAUAGAGAAUUUAACUGAAUCUGUUGGGACUUAUUACAAGAGGAAAGCAGUACCAAGCUGUUCUGAAAUUAUAGUUUUACUCAAUGAUCAUCUGAAAAAGAAAUCUGCAUGCAGGCUUCUACACCAAGAUUUGCAGUUGUGGGAAGUUGGUGAUGUGGAGAAGGGGAAUGGCCAUUAUAGCAUUUCGCUUAACUACCAAGGUUUCAUAUGCAAGAGAUUAACAGUAAAUUCCAGUCCAACUUCAAUCAUACUUAUUUCAGACACAUUGAAUGCUUUAAAUAUUAUGAAGAAUUUCCCAAACAUGAAUGCGCUUGCUGCCUUUUCUUUUGUGUUCAAUGCUGAGACCACCAAGAAAUAUGCUGGAUCGAAAAUUUUGGCUCGAGAUAUACAAACUACCAGUUCAGUGCUGUGUAAUCUGCUAGAUGUGUUUCGGGAAGUUCAGUUAGCACAGAUAGAAGUUAGAAGUGUCACAAACACAAAUUUCUUUUCUCCAUCAGCUGAGCAGCUUGAUUUGGAGCUUCGUUUCACUGAUUUUAGCUUUGGGAGGAAGGUGUCAUUGACUCUUGAUAUGACAUGUUUAAAACGCGGAAUUUAUCCUUCUGAGAACCUUGCAUAUCAGUUACAGAUUUCCAAUGCCAAGACUUUAGAGUCACUGGACCAGCGUUUUGCAGCUGAAAUAGACCAUCUUAAAGUGGGUUAUUCAAGAAUUAUACGACUUUGUAAGUGUGUUUCGCAGGUAAUGCAAUCCUUAAGUAGGUGAAAAGUGUUCCAACUCCCCUGGAGCAGUUGCUCCACUUUUUUUAUCAUCUGGCACCAGCCUGGUUUGAGCACUUCGUGUGCCGGGCCAAGCAUGGUGUAUACCCAACAGGUUCGAACUUGUUUAUGCCUUGCAGUUACUUCAAUUAUGCUUCUCCAUGGUGAUUGCUGUAAAUAUAUGUUAUUGAAGUGCCUUCCAAGGUUAACCCAGCUUAAUCUGGCAAGGGGUCGACGUUUGAAAUGCAUUAGUGGUAAUAUUUUGUAUAGCUGCUUACCAUUUUGUGGAUUAGUCUGGCCAUUUUGAUGCUUUGUUUAGUGUCGAUUCGGUGCUAUCCUUGAUAAGGCUCAGUGAUGUUGACAUGAUCAUUAAUUGGUCUGUUUUGUUUGGUACUGACUCCUUAAUAGUAGGUCCACUUGAAGGGUGGACCACCUAGAUGUUGAAAUGGUAGAAUAUAUUAGCAAAA